UAUUAAAAUUCAUGAUAAAAUUUCAACUUAUAUUUUUCAUUUUUAUCAAAUUCUUAAUGAAAAAUCUCUCCGUAGUAAAUCCAUCUGCAUCUUUCUCCCACAUGUCUCCCCUCUCUCCCGUCGUCUCCAUGAGAUGUACACUAUUUUCAAUCCUUUGACUCAUUCUCUAACAGGCGGCAAAUACUAUGGCAGGCCGUCCAACAAAGAAGAAGAAGAAGCCGCAGCGGCAGUUGAAUAGAAACAAUAGCUAUAAAAUCAUUCAACCAUUAAAAAAAAGAUUCAGGAGCUCUCCGGAUGUCGUCCCUCCCGCCGGCGCCGCCUCCCUCUCCGGCGAUCCCAAAGCAUAAAAUAAAUUCGACGGCGGCCUCUCCACCGCCUCCACCUGCUCUAAACUUUUCGUCCAUUUCGGAGUCGAUACCGAAGCAGGCUAUUAUUGGGAUUGCGGUCGGGGCGGUGGCGGUUGUGGUGAUUGUCACCAUUGUGUGUCUCUGUUGCGGAAAGAAGCGAAAGAGAAAAGGUUAUGAAUCGUGGAAUGACAGUGAAUGGUCUCUCCGGCCGCCAUUGCCGCUGCAGAAAGAUUUCAGCUACACUGCACCUCCUCCAAUACUAAAGAAUUAUUAUCCACCAUCAGAAAAACAAGUAGUCAAACAUCCUGAAGUUCCGAGUCCCCCACCACGGCUUACUUCUCAUCCACCUCCUCAAACAAUUUAUAACAACAGCUCAAAUUCUGGGUCCGAUUACUCACAGAUUUCACUGCCCCCGCCGGCACCUACCCCGGCCUUCGGAUUCAGUAAAAACAGUUUUACAUAUGAGGAGCUAGCUCUGGCCACAGAUGGAUUCUCUGAUGCCAAUCUUCUUGGACAGGGAGGCUUCGGAUUUGUGCAUAAAGGUACACUUUUGAACGGGAAAGAAGUAGCCAUUAAGCAAUUGAAAGCUGGAAGUGGGCAAGGGGAGCGCGAGUUCAGGGCUGAGGUUGAGAUAAUCAGUCGUGUACAUCACAAGCACCUGGUUUCUUUGGUUGGUUUCUGUAUUUCUGAAGUUAAAAGACUGCUGGUUUAUGAAUAUGUUCAGAACAAUACGUUGGAAUUUCACUUGCAUGAAACUGAUCGACCAACUAUGAGCUGGCCAACCAGAUUAAAAAUUGCUUUGGGGUCUGCUAAAGGGCUGGCGUACUUGCAUGAAGACUGUAAUCCUAAGAUCAUACACCGGGAUAUUAAGGCAGCCAAUAUCCUUCUCGACUACAAUUUUGAAGCCAAGGUUGCUGAUUUUGGUUUAGCAAAGCUUGCGCCUGAUAAAAGUACACACAUUUCCACCCGGGUCAUGGGAACUUUUGGGUAUUUGGCGCCAGAAUAUGCUUCUUCAGGAAAACUUACAGAUAAAUCUGAUGUGUUUUCUUAUGGAGUCAUGCUAUUAGAGCUAAUAACCGGAAAGAAACCCAUCGACGCAGCUGUAUCCUUGGAUGGAAGCUUAGUUGAUUGGGCAAGGCCCCUAUUAACAAGAGCUAUGGAAGAUGAUUACUAUGGUGAUUUGGUUGACCCACGCCUUGAGAGAAAUUAUAGUAUGAAGGAAAUGAAACGGAUGAUCGCUUGUGCUGCUACUUGUGUCCGCCACUCCGCAAGACGUAGACCUCGAAUGAGCCUGGUUCUUCGGGCUUUAGAAGGAAGUGUUUCCCUGGAAGACCUGAAUGAAGGAAUGCAACCAGGCCAGAGCAGUAUGCAUGACUCCUAUACUACUAAUACCAGUUCUGACUGCGACUCCCAAAGGUACAAUGAAGCAAUGCAGAAGUUCAGAAAAAUGGCACUGCAGAGUCAAGUUUAUACAAGUAGUGAGUACAGUGGAGGAACCAGCGAAUAUGGCCUUGCUCCCUCUCUAACAAGCAGCGAAGGCCAGAACACACGAGAAAUGGAGAUGGGAAUGAUGAAGAAUAUUCAUAGCUUUAACAGUAACUAGCCGUUAAGACUGAACACUAACUUAUUUGAAGAGCAUUCAUUUCUUCGGAAUUUCCGAGGAUAAGAAAACCGGAAAGGGUAGAGCAAGGGAUGUUAUUAUUUCGGUGUUCUGUACAAUCUCUGUGGAGUUAUUUCAGAAGAAAUUAUUGAA
Molecule: messenger RNA, 2100 nt
Organism: Phalaenopsis equestris
Lineage: Eukaryota; Viridiplantae; Streptophyta; Magnoliopsida; Asparagales; Orchidaceae
Product: proline-rich receptor-like protein kinase PERK1
Exons: 8
Coding region: 295-1950 (551 amino acids)
Biological process (GO): protein phosphorylation
Molecular function (GO): protein kinase activity; ATP binding
Source: RefSeq, a predicted model, not a curated record